AUGGCAUCAAUCAAAGCCAUCGAGGCGAAAUCAGUACACCAGAUCCAGUCUGGUCAAGUCAUCGUUGAUCUUUGCUCAGUAGUCAAGGAACUUGUCGAGAACAGUCUCGAUGCAGGUGCCACGACCUUGGAAGUGCGAUUCAAGAACUAUGGACUCGACCUGAUUGAGGUUCAAGACAAUGGAUCUGGUAUCGACCCCUCAAACUACGCAAAUGUCGCCUUGAAGCACUAUACAUCGAAACUAUCAAGCUACGAUGACCUGUCCAGAGUUCAAACGUUUGGCUUCCGUGGAGAAGCCUUGUCAUCACUAUGUGCGCUUUCGACGUUCUCGGUCACUACUGCGAUGGCCUCGGAAGCACCGAAAGGAACACGGCUGGACUUUGAUAUGAUGGGAAAGCUCAAGUCGACAACAACAGUAGCCAGCGGCAGAGGAACAACAGCCUCCGUAGAGCAGCUCUUUGGCUCGCUUCCCGUCCGCCGCAGAGAACUCACGAAGAACAUCAAACGCGAAUAUGGCAAGGUGGUAGGCCUGCUUCAUGCAUACGCUUGUGUUGGUGUCAAUGUCAAGUUCUCGUUCAAGAAUGCAGUACCGAAAGGCAAAAGCAUGGUCGUCUUCUCUACAAAGGGCAACGCUACGACACGAGAGAACAUCGCGAAUAUCUACGGCGCCAAAACUCUACCAGCGCUGGUGGCCCUUGACCUACAGCUAUCGUUCCAGCCUUCUGCAACGCAACUCGCCAAAGAUCACCAGCAGACGACUCUGGUUGUAAAAGGCCACAUAUCGAAGCCAGUCUUCGGCGAAGGAAGACAGACUCCAGAUCGACAAAUGUUCUUCGUCAAUGGCCGACCGUGCGGUCUACCUCAGAUCGCCAAAGCCAUCAAUGAAGUGUACAAGUCCUUCAACGUAUCGCAGUCGCCAUUCAUCUUUGCAGACUUCCUGAUGGACACGGCGGCGUACGAUGUCAAUGUAUCGCCAGACAAACGGACAAUCCUACUCCACGACGCGGCGGCUUUGAUCGAGAGCCUGAAAGAGUCAUUGACUGAUCUGUUUGACAACCACGAGCAGACUGUGCCACAAUCCCAGUUUCAGACUCCUAAGCUGCCAGUGUUCAAGCAACUCUCCGUGCAAAGGCCUCAAUCAGUAACACCCGAAAGCGAUGUCUCUAGUGAGGGGUCGAGCUCAAGGAAAAGGCGAAGGUUGACAGACGACGACUCUAGUGUAGGUACUACGUCCGACGACCAAGAGGAGGUUGCUGCGCCGAAGAUGGCGUUCGUUGACCAUUUCCGGGAACAGGCUAGCACGCGUGAGGAGAGGGAUCCGGAGAAGAAUGCAAAGCGACAAGCGCGGAUGGAGAUAGAUCAACAGAGAAGGGCACAGAAGGCCAAAGAUGCGCUACAAGAGGCGAAUAAGCAGCAAAGUGGCAUGGACGAGUACGACGACCUUCGCGAGAUGCGAGCGAGUGAAAUUAACCGAAGCCCUGAAGCACCUCCCGAGCACGGAACAAACGAAUCACCCAAAGAUAUUGACGGUCGUGAGAGCAGGCAGCCUGAAAGCAAUGGCACUCACGAGGACCACGAAACCAUAAAUUACGAGCCACCUAUUCCCUCACAAUCGCCCAUCAAAAGGACGAAUACUCCAGGCGUUGUACAGAACGCAUUCGAUCGUAUGAAGCCUCUCCGCCUGCCAACACAGCUAGCGACAAUCGAAGUGGACGGUGUGACGAGUACCGGGAUGAUUGGCACACAAACGCCCAUCGUCCAGAACGCCGUAAGGUCUUCACUCGGAAGGCAGACAACGAGACCAGUCACGAACGACUUUGGCCGGAAGCAAAAGACUACGCUCACACAAUUCUCGCAAAGGCUGCGAAGGUUUGGGGCCGAGGUGCACGAACCUGACACGGGCUCAGACGGAGAGGCCGAAGGAGAUGCAGAGACGGGCGGAGAGUCCCACACAGCUGGGUCCGUUGACGCGUCGGCAGACGAAGCCGCUGAAGAUGUCGUUGCUGACGAUGAAGAGGCGCCGGAACACGUGGGUGAAGCAGAACCAGACGAGCCACCAGAUCCCGAGCCAGGAUCGCAGCACCCCGAGGAAGAGGGAGACAAGGCUGAGGAGGAUGCUCGAGUUGCCGAGUUGAUUCGAGCGGCUGAAGAGACAACAAAGAAGGUUAACAACCAGCGAGCUGUCAAAGCCUUGAAAGGCAUGUUGUCACGCGAUACGACUACGAGUCUUGCCGUGACCGUUGAUGUUUCAAUAGCCGAUCUUCGAGAAGAGAGCCGGGUUCUCUGCAGCAGCGACCGCGUCUGGGCUGGGUGGACCGAAGAAGUCGGCCAGGCCUCUGAUCGAGCUGCGGAUGCUGACGAGGAGGCCAAAUUGGCGUUGACCGUGUCCAAAGCGGACUUUGCAGAAAUGAAGAUAGUCGGCCAAUUCAACCUCGGUUUCAUACUGGCUGUCCGUCCAGCUGCGGCGGGAGCAGAAGGCCACAGGAGGGACGAGCUCUUCAUCAUCGAUCAGCAUGCGUCUGACGAGAAGUUCAACUUUGAGCGACUGCAAGCCGAAACCACCGUUGGCAACCAGAGAAUGGUACGCCCAGUCAACCUUGACCUCACCGCCGUGGAAGAAGAGAUCGUCCUCGAGAACACCCAUGCCCUAGAGAAGAACGGCUUCCUGGUCGAAGUUGACACCAGCGGAGGUCAGCAAAUCGGUCGACGUUGUACGCUGCAUACACUCCCGCUAAGCAAAGAAGUCGUCUUCGACACACGAGACCUGGAAGAAUUGAUUCAUCUUCUCUCCGAGUCACCUAUGCUGGGCAUGGAUUCGGCGGUUCCGCGACCAACGCGGGUGCGCAAGAUGUUUGCUAUGAGAGCUUGUCGGUCGUCAAUCAUGAUCGGCAAGACAUUGAGCAAGAAGCAGAUGAAGACGGUGGUGAUGAAUAUGGGGACGAUUGACAAGCCGUGGAAUUGUCCGCAUGGACGGCCUACGAUGAGGCAUUUGACUAGUCUUGAUGCCUUUGGGUCGUGGUCAGAAGGAGAUUAUGGCGGAGAGGACGACAUGGACCGCGUAGGUGGAGAUGAUAAGAAGAGGUGGACAGAAUAUCUUAAUGAGGAAUGA
Messenger RNA from Cyphellophora attinorum, 3108 nucleotides. RefSeq names its product DNA mismatch repair protein PMS1. The record is from RefSeq and is a predicted model, not a curated record. Gene Ontology annotation, cellular component: MutLalpha complex. Lineage: Eukaryota; Fungi; Ascomycota; Eurotiomycetes; Chaetothyriales; Cyphellophoraceae. The transcript has a single exon. Gene Ontology annotation, biological process: mismatch repair. Gene Ontology annotation, molecular function: ATP binding; mismatched DNA binding; ATP hydrolysis activity. Bases 1 to 3108 code for a protein of 1035 amino acids.